This is a messenger RNA of Trifolium pratense (red clover), 942 nucleotides long. RefSeq names its product mitotic checkpoint protein BUB3.2. Gene Ontology annotation, cellular component: mitotic checkpoint complex; bub1-bub3 complex; phragmoplast. Lineage: Eukaryota; Viridiplantae; Streptophyta; Magnoliopsida; Fabales; Fabaceae. The record is from RefSeq and is a predicted model, not a curated record. Bases 64 to 567 code for a protein of 167 amino acids. The transcript is spliced from 6 exons. Gene Ontology annotation, biological process: mitotic spindle assembly checkpoint signaling. Gene Ontology annotation, molecular function: ubiquitin binding.
GUUGGACAUCGGCUUGUUGUAGCAACAGCUGGAAGACAUGUUAAUGUUUAUGACUUGAGGAACAUGUCUUGUCCUGAACAACGGAGGGAAUCUUCAUUGAAAUAUCAAACCAGAUGUGUACGCUGCUACCCAAAUGGAACAGGAUAUGCACUUAGUUCCGUUGAAGGGAGGGUUGCAAUGGAAUUCUUUGACCUAUCUGAAGCUAGCCAGGCAAAGAAAUAUGCUUUCAAGUGUCACAGAAAAUCCGAAGCUGGAAGGGAUAUUGUCUACCCUGUAAAUGCCAUGGCAUUCCACCCCAUAUAUGGUACAUUUGCCACAGGAGGUUGUGAUGGUUUUGUUAAUGUAUGGGACGGAAACAACAAAAAGAGGCUGUAUCAGUAUUCAAAAUACCCAACUAGCGUUGCUGCACUCUCAUUUAGCAGAGAUGGACGUCUCCUAGCUGUUGCGUCAAGUUACACUUUUGAAGAGGGACUGAAACCCCAUGAACAAGAUGCUAUCUACGUUCGUAGCGUGAAUGAAAUUGAGGUCAAGCCAAAACCCAAAGCCCUUCCUAAUCCUACAGCGUGAUUCUAGUUCCUGAUAUUAAUUUUGAAAAAUAGGAAAUUCUUUUAUCAUAUUUCUACUGUGUACUGUUUUUGGACUGGAUUUCCACCUUGUACUAUGUUCACAUCUUCACAUCUUUAGUGUGAACAUUCCAAGUUAAACUGAUGUUGUGAAGCAGUAGCGAAUUUCUAGAUACGUGCUGGUUAACAUUUUGGCAUUUCUAUUUUAUGCGUCUGAGUUUGCCUUCAUUGUAAAUAUUUGCUGUUGUUAUGUUGUAAAGACCAGGAUGACAACUAUUAUUUGCUGCUUUAAUAAGAAUUUAGCUGUGAGAUCCCUUAUUAUGUAUUGCAAAAGAAAGGCCCUGCUGCUAGAGCUGUGCAGGGAGACUACGAGGCUAGU